AUGUCGACUACAUCUCGAGUAAAGGCACAACCCUACUUUGUGACUGAGGAUAAGCUGAAGUACCUGCCGCCCUACCUUCAGGGAGUAUGCGAAACUCCCAAUGAGGUAGAAUGUAAAACCUCAGGAGUUUGGCCUGACUGGGUCAAUGGCUCUUUCAUUCGCAUGGGAGUUGGUCGUUAUGUCAUUCCUCUGUCUGAGGACGGCUCAAAGCCCAAUGCAGUAUCGCAACACUGGUUCGAUGGCUUAGCUAUGCUCCACAAGUUUCGUAUGGAAGACGGCCGCGUUUACUACAACAGUCGAUACACCGCCGAGGGGGUAGUCAGGAAGGCCAAGAAGAAUGGCUUUUUGCAAACUUUGACGGCGGGGUUAAAUGCAAACACACCGCUCAAGGACGCUCAAGAUCCUUGCUCAGCACUUCUUGGUGCUCAACAAUCCGUCUGGAUCCCCACGGGCCACGUUGGCCCUGACGAGUUCAACGUCAACAUUCUACCUCGCAGAAGUUUCCAUAUUCCUACAAACGGAAAUCCAUACGACAAAGGCACACCAUCGCAGAGGCCGGAGAAAGAAGAGAUUCUCGUCUCCACCGACUUCAACAUGCUCCAAGUCGUUGAUGGAAAAACGCUAGAGCCCAAGCGAAUGCUCACCUAUGCCGCUAUUGAUCCCGAGCUCGAAUGA
Molecule: messenger RNA, 675 nt
Organism: Fusarium fujikuroi IMI 58289
Lineage: Eukaryota; Fungi; Ascomycota; Sordariomycetes; Hypocreales; Nectriaceae
Exons: 3
Coding region: 1-675 (224 amino acids)
Biological process (GO): carotene catabolic process
Molecular function (GO): carotenoid dioxygenase activity
Source: RefSeq, a predicted model, not a curated record